Molecule: messenger RNA, 2053 nt
Organism: Anolis sagrei ordinatus
Lineage: Eukaryota; Metazoa; Chordata; Lepidosauria; Squamata; Anolidae
Gene: PIAS4
Product: protein inhibitor of activated STAT 4
Biological process (GO): protein sumoylation; regulation of transcription by RNA polymerase II
Cellular component (GO): chromatin
Molecular function (GO): SUMO ligase activity; transcription coregulator activity; zinc ion binding
Source: RefSeq, a predicted model, not a curated record
AUUGGCUGGCGCCGGCUUUGGCCUUCCCACCUGUCCCUAGCGCGUUGGAUGCUGGAAGCCAAGAUGGCGGCGGAGCUGGUGGAGGCGAAAAACAUGGUGAUGAGCUUCCGGGUCUCGGACCUGCAGAUGUUGCUGGGCUUUGUGGGGAGGAGCAAGAGCGGCCUGAAGCAUGAGCUGGUCACGCGGGCCUUGCAGCUGGUCCAGUUCGACUGCAGCCCAGAGCUCUUCAAGAAGAUCAAGGAGAUCUACGAGACGCGCUAUGCCAAGCUCUCAGAGCCCCCGGGGGGCCCCAAGCCGCAAGUCUCCCCGACAGCCCCCACGCAGCCCCCGACGGCCCCAGACGGAAUGCCCCUCCACGCCUCCUUUGACCGCAGCGGAAACAACAACACUGCUGUACCCCGGACUGCCCUCUCCUCCACCAACAUUGACUAUCCCUCCCUCUAUGGGAAGUAUCUCAACGGACUGGGGCGCUUGCCUGUCAAGCCGGUCAAGCCAGAGGUGCGUCUGGUGAAGCUGCCUUUCUACACCGUCUUGGAUGAGCUGCUGAAGCCCACUGAACUUGUCCCACAGAACAGCGAGAAGCUGCAGGAGAGCCCUUGUGUCUUUGCCCUGACGCCGCGGCAAGUGGACCUGAUCCGGAGUUCGAGGGAGUUGCAGCCAGGUGUGCGGUCGGUGCAGGUCGUCCUCAGAAUCUGCUACACCGACACCAGUUGCCCUCAGGAAGACCAGUAUCCCCCCCACAUCGCUGUCAAAGUCAACCACAACUACUGUUCCGUCCCCGGCUAUUACCCUUCCAACAAACCUGGGGUGGAGCCCAAGAGGCCGUGCCGCCCCAUCAACCUCACGCACCUGAUGUUCAUGACUUCCGCGACCAACCGCAUCACAGUCAUUUGGGGCAACUACGGAAAGAGUUAUUCUGUGGGCCUCUUCCUCGUGCGGCAAAUGACGUCAGCAGAGUUGCUGCAGAGGUUGAAAAACAUCGGGAUCAAACACCCGGAGCUAUGCAAGGCACUUGUGAAAGAGAAGCUGCGCCUGGAUCCAGAAAGUGAAAUUGCCACCACCGGGGUCCGGGUCUCUUUAAUAUGUCCGCUGGUGAAGAUGCGCUUGUCUGUCCCGUGUCGGGCCGAAACCUGCGCCCACCUCCAGUGCUUCGAUGCCGUGUUCUACUUGCAGAUGAACGAGAAGAAGCCCACGUGGAUGUGCCCUGUCUGCGACAAGCCAGCCACGUAUGACCAGCUCAUGAUUGAUGGGCUCCUUUCAAAAAUCCUGACGGAAUGCGAGGACGCUGACGAGAUCGAGUACUUAGUGGAUGGCUCCUGGUGCCCCAUCAAAGCCGAGAAGGAAAGGAGCUACAGCCCGCAGUGCCCCAUCCUGGUCGUGGGAGGCUCAGCAGAGGCCACUUCAGACAUCAAUGGGGGGCCUCCCCAGGCCCCCAGCGUGGAAAAUGGCAAGGCCCCAGCCGACGUGGUGGACUUGACGCUGGACAGCUCAUCAUCGGAGGGUGAGGAGGAAGAAGACGAGGAGGAGGAUGAAGACGGGGAGCCUAAACAGAAGGUGCGGCGCGCCUACAAGAAUGGCCUGGCCUCUGCUUGCUGACCCGAGGGGGAAAGGCCCUUUUAGAAACAUCCGCAUUGGAAUAAAACAAGCUUGAAUACCUUGGUGCUUAACUCCGAUACUGGAAGAGGGGUCUUCCCACCCCUCGCUUCCCCUCUGCCUUUUGCCACUCUUCUAUCUGAUCCCGAUUCCUCCCUGGUUCUAAGCCAAGACUAAGGAAGCUGCUGCAUGUCUGGAACAUCCUGCUCUGGAGAGGAUGGGAGUCGGAUCGCGUUAUUUCCCGCUCAGCUCCGUUGCCUUUGGAACUGUGCUCCGAAACAGUUGCAGGGGUCGUUUCCCUUCUCCACCCCGUUUCCUUGCUUGUCUUGACCCCAACUUGCUUAUAUUUGGGAGGGGGUGAAAGAGUGGGGGAAACAACUUGACGCUGGCUGGUCAGAGCUCAGCCAAACCCUGCAAACUUUCCAACGGUCUUGUGCGUCAUUUUAAUUUUUUUGGGGGG